This is a messenger RNA of Mobula hypostoma (lesser devil ray), 3448 nucleotides long. It is a transcript of the gene katnal2, whose product is annotated as katanin p60 subunit A-like 2. The record is from RefSeq and is a predicted model, not a curated record. The transcript has 16 exons. Bases 221 to 1816 code for a protein of 531 amino acids. Gene Ontology annotation, molecular function: protein binding; ATP hydrolysis activity; ATP binding. Lineage: Eukaryota; Metazoa; Chordata; Chondrichthyes; Myliobatiformes; Myliobatidae.
UAAGAAAUGAAGUCAAUUCAAUACAUAGUCGGUGUGGCUAACUCCCAGUCCACGCCGCUCACCAACCAACCGGACAGGUGCGAUUUUCUGAGACAGUGAUUGGUUCAUCGCCCUGUCAAUCAUCCGCUGAGGGGCAAACUUGAUCUCCAGCUCGACUGCCUCCUCUCCGGAUUUUUAACUCGAAAAUAUAAAGGAUCGAAAUACAGACCAGGAACAAGACAUGUCUUUUGAGCUCUCCUAUCAAACAUUAAAAACUUCGAAUCAAGCGAGGGAGGCGGAGGAGAUUCGAACAGAAGCACGCCGAAAGAAUCUCUUGAUUCUAAUUCUACACUACCUAACUGAAGAAGGUUACAUAGAUACAGCAAAUACUCUGGAACAAGAAACCAAUCUUGGUCUGCGACGAUUUGAAGUUUGUGAUAAUAUUGAUCUGGAAACGAUCUUAAUGGAGUAUGAAAGUUACUAUUAUGUCAAGUUUCAGCGGUAUCCAAAGUUAACGAAAAAGUUACCUGAUGAUGAAAAUGCAAAAUUACAGCCACGAAGUGGAGGAAAACUAAAAAGGACAACAAACUGUAAUUCUAAGGUGCUCCCUAAAAUCUCCACACCACAGCGGCCACAUUCCAAAAUCGGAAUGAAAAAAACAGAGCUGAAACCUCAGAAACAGGAGAAUGGGCCAACUACUCCUGAAACUUCAGAGUUUGGUUUGAAUGUGUCUACCAUUAAAGUUGGAGAUGGAGUUCAUCCCCGACGGGGUCAGAUCAUUGACUUACGUGGAAUGAUUCAAGAUGCCAUUAAAGAUUCAUCCAAUGAAAUAGCAGUAAACAGUCUGAAUUACAACCAGGACCCAUCAGAGAGAUUAAUAAAGCCUUUGGGUGCCUUCAUUGGAGCAUCUGGUGAAAUGAGAGAUCUUGCUGUUGUUGUUAGCAGGGAUAUUUAUCUUCAUAAUCCAAAUGUGAGAUGGGAUGACAUAAUUGGGUUGGAGCCAGCCAAGCGACUCGUUAAAGAGGCUGUUGUGUACCCUAUUAAGUAUCCUCAGCUCUUCACUGGGAUUCUGUCCCCAUGGAAAGGACUGUUACUUUAUGGACCACCAGGUACCGGAAAAACUUUGCUCGCAAAGGCUGUGGCCACUGAAUGUAACACAACAUUCUUCAACAUUUCAGCUUCUACUAUUGUCAGCAAAUGGAGGGGUGACUCUGAGAAACUUGUCCGGGUGCUGUUUGAACUUGCUCGAUUUCAUGCUCCUUCUACCAUCUUCCUGGAUGAGCUGGAGUCAGUGAUGAGUCAACGUGGCAGUGUUCCAGGAGGAGAGCAUGAAGGAAGCCGACGGAUGAAGACAGAACUCCUGGUGCAGAUGGAUGGCUUGGCUCGUUCCGAUGAUCUUGUCUUUGUUUUGGCAGCUUCUAACAUGCCUUGGGAGUUGGAUCAUGCAAUGUUACGGCGAUUGGAGAAACGAAUUUUGGUAGAUCUUCCAUCCAAAGAGGCACGACAGGCAAUGAUCUUGCACUGGCUGCCCCCACUGAGUAUCAGUGGGGGUGUUGAGCUUCGAACAAAGCUGGACUACAGCUUACUGGGACAAGAGACUGAAGGCUACUCUGGUUCUGAUCUCAAGUUGGUUUGCAAAGAGGCAGCGAUGCGACCUGUUAGGAAAAUCUUUGAAGCAUUAGAAAAUCAUCAAACAGGAAAAAGCGGUCUGCCCACUUUUCAUCUGGAAACUAUCUCUACAAAUGAUGUGCUUGAUGUGAUCAUUCACACGAAGCCGUCUGCAAAGAGACUCGGUCAGAAGUACACUGCCUGGCAACAUGAGUACGAGUCAGUGUGACCUGAUGGAUACGGGACGUGUUACCCGUGCUCGUCCACUCUCCCUCUUGGUGGAUUUGCUGUGGACAACUUCUGCAUGUUCCCAGUGAAACUACUGCCUUUCAAAAGCAUCCUGGCAUCUAAACAUUAAAUGUUUGUCAUUUUUGCCGUGCUGGAAAGCCAGUGGAAGAGACUUAUCUGAAUGUUCUCAAUCAACGAGGACUAACACUGAGAGAUCUACAGUUACAUUAGAGUCACCAAGAACAAUAUACUUACCUGUUGAGCUGAGGGAGUUGACACCAUCUCCACUGUGAAGAAUAUUACAAAAUACAAGGAUACAUACAUACAUGAGGGAGUUAGAUAUGGCCCUUGUGGCUACGGGGGUCAGGGGGUAUGGAAGGAAGGCUGGGGCGGGGUUCUGAGUUGGAUGAUCAGCCAUGAUCAUAAUAAAUGGCGGUGCAGGCUCGAAGGGCCGAAUGGCCUACUCCUGCACCUAUUUUCUAUGUUUCUAUGCAGUUGCCAAAGCCUUUUUGUCCAGCUGCAGUUACACUGGUCCCAGACUGGUGAUCCAGUUCUGGGCAAUGCCAGGGAGACCGCAGUAAGACCGGACCCAGACUGGUCAUCCAUUUCCAGGCAGUGCCAGGGAGACCGCAGUAGGACCGGUCCCAGACUGGUGAUCCAUUUCCGGGCGAUGCCAGGGAGACCGCAGUAGGACCGGUCCCAGACUGGUGAUCCAUUUCCGGGCGAUGCCAGGGAGACCGCAGUAGGACCGAUCCCAGACUGGUGAUCCAUUUCCGGGCGAUGCCAGGGAGACAGCAGUAGGACCGAUCCCAGACUGGUGAUCCAUUUCCGGGCAAUGCCAGGGAGACCGCAGUAGGACCGGUCCCAGACUGGUGAUCCAUUUCCGGGCGAUGCCAGGGAGACCGCAGUAGGACCGGACCCAGACUGGUCAUCCAGUUCCGGGCAAUGCCAGGGAGACCGCAGUAGGACCGGACCCAGACCGGUGACCAGUUCCGAUGCACUCAGAGACUUUGGGGAUUAUCUUUGUGAGAAACACAGAAUGAAACAGCAAAUAUAUUCAAUAACAAAAUAACUCGUUUUCUAUCCACUCAUUUUCACUUUUAUGCCCUUUGAUUUGUACAUCAUUUAUGAUGUUACUAAGUCCUAAAUCAAGCCAAGCUUCAUCUUUAAACAAAACUUUAACUGUUUAUCCGGGCCACCUAACCAUUCAUUCAUUCAGAGAUAUUGCAAGGACAGGCUCUUCCAGCCUACUGAGCCCAUGUUGCCCAGCAUCCCACCAAUUUAACCCUAUCUUAAUCACAGGACAAUUUAUAAUGACCUGACUGCUACACAACUCUGGUGCCCCAUGCAAUUUGACUACCCAGACCCAUUCCAACCUGUCAGUCUAUAGCCUCCUCAUAUGAGGGCACUGCCAGCUUGGAGAGAAACAGCUCAUAUUCUGUCUGGAUAGCCUGCAACCUGAUGGCAUUCUUCAACUUGUGGUAAUUUCUCCCUUCUCCCCCCUCCCCCUUCUCUCUUUCCCAGUCACUAUUCUGGCUCCCCUCUCACCCUUUCUCAUCUCCUCUUCACCUGCCCACCACCUCCCCCUGGAUCCCUCCUCUUUCCCUUUCUCCCAUGGUCCACUCUCUCCUAU